GGUUGUUUCCAUUCUGGAACUGUUUCCACAACUGUUUGUGCGCCGACCGGGGCUGAUGUCCAACUUCCGGGAUCUGCUGCGGCGGCUUGAAGAAGCGCAUGAUCAAGAGCUUAGUCAGCUGAGAGAGGAGCUCCGACAGACACGAUGGGCGAGUCGCAAGCAGACGAUGACCAUGAGCAUGGACGGUCUCUUUGAUGAGUCCACAAAGGAGGCUCUGCGUCAGCUUGCAGAGGAGGGUGAAAAAGAUGGCGGAGAAGAUGACAAAGACAAGGAUGCUGAUAUGGUUGGAAGGACGUCUUCUUUAUGGAAAAAGACAACCUUGGAGAUUUUUCCUGAAUGGGAAGAAGACACAGGAAGGCAAGCACCCAGUGUGAUUCUCGCACGCAAGUCAUCCCUGGAGAAUGAAGAGAACCGACAUGGAUUAGACAAACCUGGCGGUCUAUGCUACGCCAACGGAGUCUUUCGACCUGAGGUGCACUUGGUCAUUAUCUGGCAAUUGGUGGGUGUUUUGGUCCUAGGUUUUGACACUUUGUGGGUGCCGAUGGAGGUCUUCCCGCAAGAUCCAAGCGCAGCCUUCGCUUGGGUACAGGGACUCACAUCCUUCUACUGGUUCCUGGACAUUUUCGUCAAUAUGAACACUGCCAUAUACUCCGAGAAAGGAGAGAUUGAUAUGCGCCGUUGGCACAUCGUCCGUGCUUAUGCUCGGUCAUGGUUGAUUUUUGAUGUGCUCUUGAUCAGCCUGGAUGUUUAUGCCUACAUGGCGAACUUGUUCAAUCCUGAUAGUACAGCAGCUGGUGCUGCCAGAUCUGGAAGGAUUGCAAGGUUUAUGCGAAUUAUCCGCUUGCUACGCUUGGUACGUUUGGCCAAGCUGAGGCAGCUCCUUUUCGCUCUGCAGAGUCUCAUUGAUUCCGAGUGGGUGACUUUAAUGCUGGCUGUUGUGCGGAACCUCGCGGUGAUUUUGCUUUCCAAUCACUACAUCGCUUGCCUUUGGUUCUUGAUCGGCACCACCGGCCACGAUGCGGAGGCAGAUUGUUGGGUGCCUAGAGAAGGGAUUCAGGAUGCCGAGAUGUCAGUGCAGUAUAUGGUUUCGAUUCAAUGGUCCUUGGCACAGUUUACACCUGGAGCCUCGUUGAUUCAAGUUAGAUGCCGGAUUGAGCGUGCAUACUAUGUAUUCGUCCUCGUGUAUGGGCUGGUUCUGGGCACCUGCUUUGUCAGUAGUAUCACUACGAUUAUGAAUGCAGUGUGGUCACUCACACGCUACAACACAUCCCAGAACUUCCUUCUGAAGAAGUUCCUCAAAGAGAAUGCAGUUUCGCGGAACCUGUCUAGCAGAAUCUUGAGGUAUGUGGAUUAUGUUCUUGAGUUGCGACACAGGAGAACACAUCAUUCGAAGGUUCACUACCUUCAGCUCUUGUCUGGUCCUCUACAUUGGGAGCUCCAAAGGGAGAUUCACUCCCACACGCUGAACCAACAUCCAGUUUUUGCUCAAUACUCGGCGACAGCUUCUCCAGCCAUUUCUCAGAUAUGUGCAACAGCACUAUCCAAUAUAAUCUAUGCAAAGAAAGACAGAGUGUUUCACCAGAGUAAGGAGGCAAAGGAGAUGUAUUUUCUGGUUUCUGGAGCGUUCGUGUACUAUGUGAAGGUAACGAUUAAUCGGAGGGAAAUUCCUUUGACGAUCCAGCUGGAGCAAAACAGCUGGAGCUGCGAAGCAGCUUUGUGGUUGGUUUGGCGCACACGUGGAGAGAUGAGGGCUCUUGCAGAGUCUGAUGCUUUGGUGGUGAACUCGAAGAAGUUCCGUGAAGCUUCCCUCGCCUACCCAGCGGCUGCAGCUCUGGGCCGUGCUGCUGCGCAAAGCUUCUAUGAUCAUGCAAUGGAACUUUCCACAACCACCGAGUUUGGCCUUCUUGAUGUGCCAGCAGAGGUGGUAUCUGCCACGCAAAGCCUGGACGGCCAAGGAAGUGAAGUCUUGGAGAUCCAUCGAGAGCUCCAACGUGCUGAACUUCAAGAAGCCAAGUCUUCGCGUCCACCGGAGUUUUGGGCCUCCUGGGAAACAAGCCAUCAAAAGAAGGUUGCUCGCCUUAGAUUGACGUCAGAUUGUUCUGGAACUUUGACAGUUCUUUGACUUGAGCAGUUGAUAGAGAUGCCGUAAAGCUUUAAGCAUGCAGUGCGCAGCUGUUCUGGUUUGCUGCAAGACGAGGAAAUUAACACCAAGAAAUCGGAGCAAGUCCAUUGCCUGGAAAGCGUAUGUCCUUGCAUAGAGAGAGAGAGAGAGAGAGAGAAAGAGAGAGAGAGAGAGAGCGAGCACAAGACAGCGAGCAUGGGAGAGAGGGAGAGGGAGCUUGAGAUUGGAAAGCUACAUCCAAACAUUUCUGCAGAUUCUAGUUGCUUCCAAAAACACACACACACUAUAUAUAUAUAAUAUACAUAUAUAUAUAUAUUUGAUUUCCUGCCGUUGACCGUUGACCUUAGGAAGAUGUUGCUGCUGCAUCUCCAGAGGCGAAGCCUUCUGAGGAAUCGAGUGCAGGAGAAGCAAGCCCGAGUGUUCAGACAUUCGCAGAUACCACGCCGGUAGGUUUGUCUGUGUGAAGCAUUUGAUGGAGGCAUUCAUGCACUGGGGG
This is a messenger RNA of Durusdinium trenchii, 2618 nucleotides long. Lineage: Eukaryota; Dinophyceae; Suessiales; Symbiodiniaceae. The record is from the annotation of a GenBank genome assembly.